Molecule: messenger RNA, 980 nt
Organism: Coffea eugenioides
Lineage: Eukaryota; Viridiplantae; Streptophyta; Magnoliopsida; Gentianales; Rubiaceae
Exons: 2
Source: RefSeq, a predicted model, not a curated record
AUGGUCUUCGACUGCUACGACUAUAGCGAGGACCAAAAAGUGAAGGUUGCCACCGUCGAGUUCACCGACUACGCACUAGUCUGGUGGGACCAAGUGAGGACCACGAGGAGGAGGAUGGGAGAACCACGUGUCCGGACUUGGCGAGAACUCAAGGCACUAAUGCGCAAGCGAUUUGUUCCUAGCUACUACAAUCGUGAUCUCCACUCUAAGCUUCAAACACUCACGCAAGGCAACAUGAGUGUGGAGGAUUACCACAAGGAAAUCGAGAUGGCCAUGAUGAGGGCCAACAUUCAAGAAGACAACGAAGCCACAAUGGCUAGGUUUCUUAGGGGUCUCAAUCCUGACCUUCAGGAUGCCUUGGAGCUUCAACAUUAUUUGGACAUGCACGACCUUCUGGAACUCGCCAUUAAGGCCGAACGGGGGAAGAAAUUAAGACGGGGAGCCCGUACUUUCCAAUCUCCUACCACCACCUCGUGGAAAGGCAACCAACCACGAAGAGUGACCCACGAAGUUGGAAAUGCGACAACACCAACCUAUUCUAACCGCUUCCAAGUCCUCAUGCAAGACAAGAGGCCGUGCGCCUUCUUUAGCGAGAAAUUGGGAGGAGCUGCACUGAACUACCCCACGUACGACAAGGAGCUGUACGCCUUAGUGAGGGCCUUGGAAACCUGGCAACACUACCUUCGGCCUCGGGAGUUCGUGAUCCACACUGAUCACGAGUCAUUGAAGUACCUCAAAGGCCAACCCAAGCUAAGCAAGCGCCAUGCCAAAUGGGUAAGCUUCAUUGACACCUUCUCCUAUGUGAUUAAGUACAAGACUGGCAAGACGAAUGUGGUCGCUGAUGCUUUGUCACGUAGACACUCCUUACUUGUCUGUCUUGAUGCCAAGUUACUUGGGUUCGAAAUGGUGAAAGACCUCUACACUAAUGAUCAUGACUUUGGUGCUAUCUAUGCUGUGUGUGUUAAGAAUCCACAGGGAAA